This is a messenger RNA of Pedinophyceae sp. YPF-701, 1989 nucleotides long. The record is from the annotation of a GenBank genome assembly. NCBI's taxonomy places the organism in Eukaryota, Viridiplantae, Chlorophyta, Pedinophyceae.
AUGGGCUGUUCGGGCUCCAAAGCGGCCGAGGUCGCCUCCGAGCCCUUCCCCGCGGGCAACGCGGACGCCAGCGCGCACGUCACGGCCCGCAACUCGGCCCACAGCCCCACCAAUGAGGCCGACCGCCGCGGCAACGGCCUCGGCCCGUGCGCCGCGCAGGCGCACGGCCCGGGGACCAUUCUCCGCAAGCUCGGCUCAGGCAUCCACGAAACGCUCGCGGAGCUCCACAGCCUCGACGUCCUGACGUACAGCCAGGCCGAAGACCAGGAGGUGGCCCUGCUCAAGGCCUCCGCGUGCAUCGCGGCCGUGGACCGCCUCCUGGACCCCCUCGUCCACAAGCUCCCCGACGCCGUGUCCCGGGGCGACGGCGCGCGCGGGUGGGGGGACAUACAGCUGGCCGAGCUGGCGCAGCUCGUGCGAGGCGCGGUCGAGGCGCAGGCGCUCCGGAUGAGCGAGGCCGAGGACAAGGGCGGCGCGAGGAAGCUGAACAUCAAGGACGGCAUCGUCAAGGCGCUGGCGGCCAUUUCGAGGCUCGAGAGCAGCCUCAGGGGGGGCCUCGGCGACGAGGCUCCUCAGAGCGCCGGGCUGUCGCGUCUGUGGGGGCUCAUCGGCGCCGUCGCGUGCCGGGAGGUCGCCGUCUCGAGCCAGGCGACGUACCAGCGGCUCAAGGACGACGCGUUCGGCGUCUGCGAGGCCGUUGGCGCGACCAUGCCUGCCUGCGCAGGGCUGCUGAGCAGCGCAGCGAAAUGCGACGUGCUCUACCUCGCGGCCGGUGCGGCGCAGCAGGAAGGCAAGGCGUCGCUCGUGGUGCGCCGCGGCAGCGCGUUCCGCGACCUCGUGGCUGCCCUGUGGCCGCGGGCGAGGGACACCGGCCUGGCGCGGUGCAAGCUGUUGCCGGCGUUCGUCGACGCGGCGCUGUGCGCGGACGGCGCCGCGGCGGACGCGGACGCGGUGCGCGAGGCCGGCGAGGGCCACGGGCCGCGCAAGGAGUUCUUCAGCAUGGUCGGCGAGGCGCUGUGCGCGGAGGGGGGGGUGUUGGAGUACGUUCAGGGCUCAGAGUCGUACUGGGUGUCCAGGUCGCCAGCGAAGCGGUCAGACGGGGAGUGGUGGAUGGCUGGCUGGAUCAUGGGGCAGUGCCUCGCGAACCGCUGCAGCCUCGGCAAGCAGAUCUCCCCCGUCCUCAUCCGGGCGCUGCGGCAAGGCCCGGAGUGGGAGCCUUCGCUGCGUGACCUGAACGCGGUUGACGCCGCGACCGCGCACGGGAUCCGGCAGGCGGCCGACCUCGCGCACUCGGACCCCGUUGCGUUCGCGGAAAUCGCCGAAGCUGCGGGCGUCCCGGGCGACGUGCCCGCGGGUGUGUUCGCGCUCGUGUCGACACACCACGCGCUGGUGCCGCCCGACAGCGGCGCCGCGCCCCGGGCCAAGGGCGGCGCGGACGGGCUGCAGCUUAUGUCGGAGGGCUUCGUGCAGGCCCUGGGCGGCACCGUGGGCCUCGAGCUGAUGGCGGAGCUCGCCGUUGGCGACGAGGACGUGUGCGAGGGGGUGUCCGGGGCACGUCAGCACCGGGACGGGGACUUUCCGGUGCUCGCGUACUUCCACCUGGCUCCGGACGAGGAGCUGCGCGGCUGCCCGGAGCUCCUGGAGGCCCUGCGGGUCGUUGUGGAGGCGCUGGAGCCUCCCAUGAAGCGCAAGCUGCUGGCCUUCGUGACAGGCACGGACCGGCUCCCGCGGCCCGGCACGGAGCUUCUGCGCGCCGAGCUGCCCUUCGUGGCGCUCUCCGAGGACGAGCGCGCCGCGCAGCUUUGUAUGCUGCCGCAGGCGCACACGUGCAGCAACACGCUCGAGCUGCCGAACUACUGGGAGGCGCUGCAGGCGGCCGCCGCGGCCGCGCUCUCCCCGGAGCCGACGCCGGCGGCGCUGCGGGAGGUGCUGCGCGAGCGGCUGGAGACGGCAGUGCUGGGCACUGCCGGGUAUGACUUGGACGACUGA